Molecule: messenger RNA, 978 nt
Organism: Laccaria bicolor S238N-H82
Lineage: Eukaryota; Fungi; Basidiomycota; Agaricomycetes; Agaricales; Hydnangiaceae
Product: proline-rich protein
Exons: 4
Coding region: 1-978 (325 amino acids)
Source: RefSeq, a predicted model, not a curated record
AUGGUUCAACUCUCGUUACUUUUCCUCGGUCUGGUCACCGCAGCUUCCGUUGAAGGAGCCCCCAUGCUCUCCAAGCGCAUUGCUCAAGUUAUCUCUGCAUCAACGGCGAAGUGGGAGCAAGCUUGUCUUGCCGCCGGAGGAGGUCAACAAUGCAACCCUCUCUCAGUCGCGGCCUUUACUACUCUCCUUGCUGCCGCUGGUCCCUGCGAACAGCAAGAUGCUGCUGAUAACAUGAUGGACCUAGGGAAAAAGCUUAACAGCGCCCAGGUGAUUACCUUGACCCAAAUUUUCACCCAGCAACCCCGCAACACCCCAAAUUCCGUCGCCGUGCCUUAUUGUCAAAAGGCACCCAGGAACGCCGAACUUAGCGGCCUUUUCCAAUGCCAAUUUCAAGGAGCGAACCAGAAGGUCUUUGUUGGAGGAGUGGCUGUUGGUGGUGCGGGCACCAUUCCCUUUGGGCGCAAUGCACCUCUCAACCCGCCUGGAUCGUGCCCUGCUAACCCCGCUGGCCCCAUCGCCGACGGAACUCAACUAGUCGAUCUCACUCAGAAUCCUGGAGCUGGGAAUAAACCCGCGACUGGCAACGCACCUGCAGCAACUACCAAACCUGCUAAACCCGCUCCCUCUCCAGCGAAGACCCAAACUCCGAUCGCCGGUGCACCCCCUGCUCCCGCUCCUCCUGCUGGUGGCGCCGGCGGGUUCAAGCUUCAGAAUGGCCAAGAUGCACAGGCUCUGAAUAAGAAGUUCGCCGGUCUAACCUCUAGCUCUCCUUGUACUGCUGGUGAAAAUGCGUGUGUUAAUGGUGGAUUUGCUCAAUGUGUCGGUGGGAAAUUCGUUGUCACUGGAUGCAGUUCCACUUUGAUUUGCGCUGCUCUCCCGCUCGUCAAUAGUCGGGGUACAUCGAUCACCUGCACCACCCCAGCUGAUGCUCUUGCUCGCAUUCAAGCGACCGGUGCCACUGGUGGCAUUUCCGGCUGA